GACGCGUUGUCGUCGGGCGGGAGCAGUUAUAGAGAGCGCGAGAGACUUUCAACUGUAGAAAUAUUCUUCAUUGACAAGUGUGCACUUCUCUCCGAUCAUGGCUGCAAGUGUGGAGAAAAUUGGCAUCGUUGGAAGCGGUUUAAUAGGCCGUAGUUGGGCGAUGCUGUUCGCAAGUGCAGGGUACAGCGUAGUACUAUUUGACAUUGUGGAAGAACAAACGAAGACAGCCUUAGAUGAUAUUCAGCAACAGUUAAAACGACUCGAGAAAGACGGACUUCUACGCGGGAAACUUACUGCUGAUCAACAGUACAAUCUUAUCAGUGGGUCUUCGAACUUAGCAGAGACUGCUAAAGGUGCUACGCUUAUUCAAGAAUGUACCCCAGAGAACUUGACACUCAAGAUAAAUGUUUUCACUGAACUGGAUGAGGUUGUUGAUGACAAAGUGAUCUUGUCAUCGUCGACCUCUACCUUACGUCCAUCUCUCUUCAGUGAGAAGCUUAAGCACCGCCAGCAAGUUGUCGUGUCCCAUCCUGUGAAUCCUCCAUAUUAUGUACCUCUCGUUGAAAUUGUACCAGCUCCUUGGACACGACCCGAGAUACCAGCAAAAGUGAAAGAAAUUAUGCUCAAAACAGGCCAAGCUCCUGUUACAUUAAGCAGAGAAAUCGAUGGUUUUGUACUCAACCGAAUACAAUAUGCAAUCCUUUGCGAAGUAUGGAAUUUGGUAGCAGAUGAUGUUGUGGAUGUGAAGGACAUAGACGUAGUAAUGAGUGAAGGAUUAGGAAUGCGCUAUGCUUUUCUCGGUGCUCUGGAAACAGCUCAUCUCAAUGCGGAAGGUUUCAAAAAAUACUGUGAGGUAUACGGAAAGUCAAUCCGUGGGACCAGCCUAAAAUUAGGACCUGUUCCGACAUUCGACCAAAAAACUGUAGAUAAAAUCAGUGACCAGUUGAAUGAGAUUACUCCACUGGAAAAACUUCAGGAGAGGCGUGCGUGGAGAGACACAGCCUUGACAAAACUUUCACAGUUGAAAAAGGAAAUGAAGAACGUAUAAAAUGUGUAUUAUUUGUAAGUUUACCGACCACAACUUGCACUGUUAUAUUGAUAAAGAUUGAUAAAUAAAUAAACCAAAAUACAGCUUA
Molecule: messenger RNA, 1136 nt
Organism: Orussus abietinus
Lineage: Eukaryota; Metazoa; Arthropoda; Insecta; Hymenoptera; Orussidae
Gene: Had1
Product: lambda-crystallin homolog
Exons: 6
Coding region: 98-1048 (316 amino acids)
Biological process (GO): fatty acid metabolic process
Molecular function (GO): NAD+ binding; oxidoreductase activity, acting on the CH-OH group of donors, NAD or NADP as acceptor
Source: RefSeq, a predicted model, not a curated record